GCCGAGUCAAUAGCGUUAAAAUAAUAAUAAUAAUAAUAAAUCCUGGAGUGCCACAACGGCUAGUUUUCAACUCUGGGGCUCUCGUUGCAGUUUCUAAUUGUAAGGGGGAGUUCAGAUUUGGAUACGCAUAUGAACCUACUGGAGAAGAGGAGAGGAGGCCCAUAUUUGGUUUUCUCGUUUAGCAUUAAUCCAACUAUCAAUUCGAUCGAUCUGAAGUGGAACGGAUUAGAUACAGCUUCCUGGAGUGGUUUGUUGGUUGUUGGUCAGUGAUCAAUCAACCUCUCUUUGUGACUUGAAAGGAGGACAGAAUGGAAGAAACUUCAGAUGCAACGACACAACGGCAGCAUCCGGCAGCACCAGUCCCGCUUCCGCCACCGGCCCAUCGUCGUGCCAAGUUGAGGGUGAGAGAGGUGAGCUCUAGGUUCAUGUCUCCUCUGGUGGCUUUCAACGCCAACCCAACUCCCACUCCUACCCCUACCCCGGCAGCACCUGAAUCCCAGCGUUCUAAAUCUGUCAAGAGUCGGCAGCCCCAACAGCAAUACGAGCUGGAACCCCGUUCAAUAGAUGAGAACUGGGUUCCAGAGACCGCUAGGAGCUUAGACAGUAGCACUCCUCUGGCUCCAGGAGGAGGAGGACGAGGAGGAUCAGCAGCACACGCACAUCAUCAGAGUGCUAAAUCCUCUUCAUCUGCACCCAGAAAGCAACAGCAACAGCAGCUGCAGCGAGUGAAGCCUCCUUAUAAGGAGAACGAUGCCAAGACAGAGUUGCAACAACCAAGACUUGGUAGCGGAAGACCCGACACUCCAAUCGUUGCUGGAGCCGACAGAGAUAGGGAUAGGAUUGUUCCGUCCAGAUAUAGGCUCGCUUCCCAAAGCCUUCAUCGGCCAUCAUCUGCCACCAAUUACUGUGUGAAUAUGAAUGGUGGUGGUGGUGCGCCAGUAACGGCCUCCGCUGCAGCUAAACUAUUACGAGAGGCCACUUCAAGUGACCACCCUCUAAUUGAUUCUUCCUCAAGUCGCACUGCCUUUGGCGUCCAGAGUAAUACGAACAACCGGAUGAUGCCUCCGGAUUUGCGCUCUUCCAUGCCGGAGGUAGAUGUUCUUCCAACCGUGUCAACCAGGUGGCAGCAUGUUGCUAGAAGCUUCAAUAAUCUACCUGUUGCCGAAAUAUGUGAUAAUGACUCCAACUCAUUAAGGUCAACAACCUCUCCCUGUUAUCGUUCUCUGGUCAAUUUGCCACAAUCCAACAGUGAAAAUCCAUCAUCCUCCUCCUCCUCCUCAGCUUGUCUUAGUAAAGCUGGUGAUCCAACAGCUUCCAAAACUCCCUCCAAAACCUCCUUGACGAAUCAGGUGGCAACUCUUUGUCUGCCUUCACAUCUGUCAUCACUAAAACAGGGAGCAGCAGCGGAUGCUAGAAAAGGAAAGAAACUAUUUCAUCACCAAGAUGAUGUAAAGCAUGCUUUAAAGUUGCUGUACAACCAUUACUUGCAGUGGCGUUUCGCUAAUGCAAAAUCAGAGGUCUCUAUGCUCGCUCAAAAAAAGGAAGCAGAGGGGCAACUGUUUUCUCUUGGAAGCAAGAUUUCGCAGAUGCGUGAGGUGGUGAAGAAUAGUCACAUCGAACUUAAUCGAUGGCAAAGAAUAAAAACUUUAUUAACAACAGUUGAAUCGCAGAUGCCAUAUCUUGAUGAAUGGUCUACUGUGGCAGAGGAUUACUCGCAUUCUUUAUCAGGUGUCACGGAUGCUCUACUUAAUUUGUCACUCAGACUUCCAAUCAGUGGCGGAGUUAAGGUUGACUUAACAGAGUUGAAGGAGAUCUUGGACUCAGCUGUGAAGGUGAUAGAAUUGAUUACUUUCUGUAUCCAAAGCUUCAUGGUGAAGGCGGAAGAUAUGGAAAGCUUAGUUUCUGAACUGGCUAGGAUUAUGGGUGGAGAAAGAGCCCACAUCCAGGAAUGUGGAGAUUCCAUACUGAAGUCAUAUGCAUCACAGGUCGAAGAGUGGAGCCUAAGAGGCCAUCUUAUUCAAUUUCUUGGGCGUAAGAAUCGGCAGCAGCAGAAAAACUCUUCACAAUUCCCCUAAACGCGAAGUGCGAAUAUUUAUUGUGAAAUCAUUUUUAUUCUUUCAAUUAAGAAAACAAAAUAAUUCUCAGUUUGAAAUUUAUUUACUGAUCCUACGCCAACACUGUAUGAUACUGCUAUACCGAAUGCAUAUACCAGUUUGUUCGUUCUCUUAA
Molecule: messenger RNA, 2229 nt
Organism: Coffea eugenioides
Lineage: Eukaryota; Viridiplantae; Streptophyta; Magnoliopsida; Gentianales; Rubiaceae
Product: protein ENDOSPERM DEFECTIVE 1
Exons: 6
Coding region: 309-2075 (588 amino acids)
Biological process (GO): spindle assembly; centrosome cycle
Cellular component (GO): centrosome; nuclear microtubule; cytoplasm
Molecular function (GO): microtubule binding
Source: RefSeq, a predicted model, not a curated record